Coprinopsis cinerea okayama7#130 is the source of this 2718-nucleotide messenger RNA. Its product is annotated as other/HAL protein kinase. Bases 1 to 2718 code for a protein of 905 amino acids. Gene Ontology annotation, molecular function: protein serine/threonine kinase activity; ATP binding. Lineage: Eukaryota; Fungi; Basidiomycota; Agaricomycetes; Agaricales; Psathyrellaceae. The transcript has 3 exons. Gene Ontology annotation, biological process: protein phosphorylation; intracellular signal transduction. The record is from RefSeq and is a predicted model, not a curated record.
AUGUCCAGCGAUGUUGUGCAGCCCACCACCGUUUCCGACGGCGCCAAGGCCAGUUUUCCGUUGACGCUCGCUGUCCCGGACGAUGAGCAGCCCGGACCAGUAUUUCGUCGCAGCAAGUCUCCAUCUCAGGCAGCUAUUGAACAGUCAUCACAACAACACAAGUCGACAUUGGAAAAGCCUGAAAAGCCAGAGAGAUCCUCAAGAUUCAGCUUUAUUCGCAAACAGAGCUUUUCGCUACUGAUGCCUGAACCGAGCACUCCCUCGACGCCAAAACAUGGCCCUCUCCAUGACCUCAAGCGCUUCCUAAACAACCACAUACCCCAUUCUCAUCACCACCACAACCAGUCUCGGUCUUCGACACAGGCUGCCUCUACCCCCCGCAGGUCCUCCGUGGGCUCCAGCAGCGGCCCCUUGUCUCCAGCCGGCGCCCGCGAGUCUCCAACCCCUCUCGACGGCAGGCCAGAACCAAAAAUACUAGCGGACGUCAGGAACUCGAAGAAGAAGACACGGAGUCCGUCGCCCAUCCGCCAGAUCAAGGAUAGGACGCCAUCGCUCAAGUCGCUAAGGUCGCUCAAGGGCAGCUCUCGCUCAUCGCAGCCUCCGUCUCCAACUUCCCCGCAACACAAGACCGAAGGGUCAAAGAGCAAGCACCAUCAUCAUCAUCACCACCAUCGCCACCAGUCGCCCAAUCGUCGUGCAACCUCGCGCUCGCAUCAUCCCAUAACAUCGCUGCAUGACGCGACCCAGGCGCACCUUUCGAAAAAGUACGGCAAGUGGGGGCGGGUACUUGGCAGCGGCGCCGGUGGCACCGUACGACUUAUCAAGGGGAAUGCAAAGACUGGAGGAGCGAUAUAUGCUGUGAAGGAGUUUCGUCCAAAGCGCUCGGGAGAGACGGAGAAGGAGUACCAGAAGAAGGUCACAGCCGAGUUUUGCGUGGGCUCCACGUUGAAACACCCCAACAUCAUCGAGACCAUCGACAUCGUCCAAGACCGUGGUCACUACUAUGAGGUCAUGGAGUACGCUCCGUACGACCUCUUUUCGGUGGUCAUGUCGGGCAAGAUGUGUCGCCCCGAGAUCUACUGCGUCUUCCGACAAAUCUGCGAUGGCGUUGAAUACCUUCACGAGAUGGGCUUGGCGCACCGGGACCUCAAACUCGAUAAUUGCGUCAUGACGGCCGACAAUGUCGUGAAGCUCAUCGACUUUGGGACAGCGACUGUCUUUCAUUAUCCUGGAAAGGCCCAUACACCAGCCACUGGGAUUGUCGGCAGUGAUCCCUAUCUUGCUCCAGAGGUACUCCAACAGGACUCCUAUGACCCGAGGAAGACGGAUGUGUGGAGUGUAGCAAUCAUCUUUCUCUGCAUGGUCCUGCGUCGGUUCCCUUGGAAAAUCCCCGAUCCGAAGACGGACCCAAGCUUCAAGGCUUUCGUCAACGCGCACCCCGACUUGUCCGCAAAGCCUGUGCCAAAGCCUAAGAAGCUUACCGCCGAGAAGAAUGUAACUGACCAGGAGGGCGCAUCGAGAAACUUGGCCAUUUCUACUCCUGGCCGGCAAAUGACGGUUCCUCCUUCUGCCCAUUCGAGCGGACCCAUGGAUAGGAUGCCCCCACGGGAGCGCGCAUCCAGCACCGACAUUUCGAUUGGCCCCGAGUCCUCCAGCACCAGCAACUCCUCAGAGACGACCUCAAUUCGGACGCAUACCUCGGCCGGCACCGAAAGCACAGAAGUGACUGACCCACCUUCACGUUUCGCCAGUGGGUCCGCCGGGCACAGCUUGAACACAAUCACCGAUGACGCGAAGGCCGCCAAGGAUUUGUCACCAGCAGACGCUCGAAGGAAGAGUUUCCUCCAGUCGAGAGGAUACCCGCAUCCACCUACAUCCCGGAGUGCGAUGACUCUCCCGCUGACCUUCACUGGCUCACCAGCGGUUCGGCGAGAUUCGGAUUCGUCACAAGAGAUGGAUCCCUCCGUCUUGACUUUUGCCCGGCCCGGGAAUUCAACAGAGUCGCUACCUUUAAGCCCUUAUCUCCUCCAAGAUGUUCCAACGCCGAAGGGCAACAGUCUGCCUCGGGCUAUCCUUCCUGCCCGAGCAGGCUCGGAUACGGUCCUACCAGCUGGUGGCAUCGCCCCAGGGGAGCCCUUGUCGUCCGAGGCACCUCCUAUUAUUGUCCAAGAGCCUGAAGAAGAGACACCAACACCAUCGGCGGCAGCGCCCGCUGCUAUCAAAGAGGAGUCUACGCCGGUUGUUGCUGGACCACCACCGCCUCCUGACUCAACAGUACCCAAACCUCGUCGACGCCAACGAGCAGAGAGUGUUACGACGUUCCACGGUGGAGGAGCAGAGACCAUCUUUCGGUUACUCCCCCGCGAAACUCGGCCCGCGCUCCGGCGGAUGUUGUAUGUGGAACCUGCCUCUCGUUGCACCCUCACCGACCUGCUCAAGGGAAGGGGAAAGACCAGCGACCUCCUGUGCGGAUGCGACUUGGCCAAGUCAAAGGAAGAGCGGUUAGCGGAGAUGGAAUCUUACAGGCAUCGCCAUGGCACAGAUUCCCCAACUCAAGUGUCUUGCGUGGACCACGAUGAAUGUGAUUCAGAGGACGACGACGACGGUGACGAGUGGUUAACGAGCAUCGUUCCAUGUUCCAGACCUGGAGUCCAACCCCAGCACGUACACAUCAAGGUUCAGGUGGACGAAAAGGCCGGCAAGAGACGAUUCUUCUAG